Messenger RNA from Kickxella alabastrina, 1231 nucleotides. RefSeq lists its product as uncharacterized. Gene Ontology annotation, cellular component: cytoplasm. Bases 152 to 1129 code for a protein of 325 amino acids. Lineage: Eukaryota; Fungi; Kickxellomycota; Kickxellomycetes; Kickxellales; Kickxellaceae. The record is from RefSeq and is a predicted model, not a curated record. The transcript is spliced from 2 exons.
UUUUCAAAUUGUAAAUUCACAUUCCAUUACACUUUACUCGUCAAUCCCUUCUUUCUUUUUUACUUUCUCUUUCAUUUAUUAAUUCGCAUAUCCUUUUCUUCCCCCUUUUGUAUUUUUGUUUUUUUACAAUCCAGUACCAUUUCAGACAGAAAUGCCAUCGCGGACACCGCCGCCAAUGGUGCGCAUUAACAUUCCGACAGUCAAUAUCAGUGAGGCCUGGGCGCCCACGCCCCUGCGCAAGCAGCGUCUGGGCGUGCGGUUCAUAAAACUGUACAUGCCGUGUCUUUUGAUAAUCUCGCUAGUAAUAAACAUCUACUACUUUACCCGGCCCGAGCCCCUGUCCCUGCCCAGCGCGCUGGCCACGACCAAAACGCCCCUGCACCGCCAGCGAGAAUACACAGAAGUAGACUACACGCAGCUGACAGACCUAGUGCUAGUGGUUGGCCACGGCGUGUACAUGGGCGAGGGCUCGCCCUUGAAUGAAUCCAGCUGGUUCCUAUUGAACGAGCAGCGCGGCGAAGUCGGUGCCUUUAUGGCUCAUAUAGGUCAGGGCAUAGAGCUAGCAAUGGAACAUGACAGAGUGCUUCUCUUGUUCAGCGGUGGCAAGACGCGGCUUGGCGCUGGCGCGCAUAGCGAGGCGCAGGGAUACUGGGCUGCGGCGGAUAAGAUGGGCUGGCUGAACAAAGAUAUCUAUCGACGGGUGUUGACCGAAGAAUUCGCACGCGACUCGUACGAAAACGUCCUCUUUUCUAUAGCUCGCUUCCGCGAAAUCACUGGGAAUUACCCGGAUCGCGUCACCGUGGUGGGGUUUGAAUUCAAGCGCGAUCGCUUCAUGAACUUGCAUCGACAUGCGUUGAAGUACCCCAAGAUCCGCUUUAACUAUGUUGGUAUUAAUCCGCCUGGGGACGUGAAUGGGAUGGCCAAGGGUGAGCGUAAAAAUGGAUUCAGCCUAUUUGAAAAGGACUUGUACGGGUGUAGCGAUCAGCUGGCCAAGAAGAAGGUUGUGAGGAAUCCAUUUAUGAUGAGCCAUGGCUACGCCAAGUCCUGUCCCGAGAUUGCGGGCUUGUUCGAUUACUGUCCAAGUAACCCGACUGCUGUCUACGAGGGAGACCUUCCUUGGCUGAGCUGAGCUGAGCUGAAAAUAUAUAUUUUAUCAUUUUAAAGCUGAAAAUGGCAAAUAAUUGAUAUUGAUAUUGUAUUGUAUUGUACUUUAUUGAAAAAUAAAACCAAG